Harpegnathos saltator (Jerdon's jumping ant) is the source of this 3112-nucleotide messenger RNA. RefSeq names its product NADP-dependent malic enzyme (gene Men). Gene Ontology annotation, biological process: pyruvate metabolic process; malate metabolic process. The transcript is spliced from 8 exons. Bases 324 to 2162 code for a protein of 612 amino acids. Gene Ontology annotation, cellular component: mitochondrion. The record is from RefSeq and is a predicted model, not a curated record. Gene Ontology annotation, molecular function: NAD binding; malate dehydrogenase (decarboxylating) (NADP+) activity. Lineage: Eukaryota; Metazoa; Arthropoda; Insecta; Hymenoptera; Formicidae.
UCUCGCUAGUCACGUUUGCGAUUCGCUCGCGAUCGGAGCGGUCGAUUUCACCGGUGCGACGAGAGCCUGGCGGUUCGCCUCGCUCGCUUCCCGCGAAGAAUUUCGUGUCUUUAUCGUCCCGCGAACCGACUGACACGGGAAUACACUUUGGCGAAUAGAGUAUUGCACACCCGUCUUAUCCGCGAUAAGAUUUUAUCACCUUCCACCCGAAGAGCGCGUGUUAUGAGUCGCGCUGGCCGUUAUUCACGCGAAAUUAAAAUAGAAUUUUUUGCGCGAGUUGAUAACUAGCUGCUAAUUAGUCGCCCUCUCCUCCCCCUGUCGAGAUGGGAAACGGACAGUUCAGAAGCGGUAAUUCCAGAAGCUACCAUGAGUCUCGGAUGGCCGACAGGAUGACCCACGGCGGUAGUCAGCCCGUACGCAGCAAGAGCAAAACAUCGAUCAUGUCGAGCUUGGAGCGCGAUCAGCUGGGCCAACGGGGUAACGGCGACGCGCCCUGCGUCGGUCUUCUACGCGGCCUCGACCACAUCAGGGACCCGCAGCUCAACAAGGGUAUGGCGUUCAGCAUCGAGGAGAGGCAGAUCCUGGGCAUACACGGUCUCUUGCCAGCAGCUGUGAAGACCCAAGAGGAACAGUUAGAGCUCUGCCGUCGUAAUCUCGAGCGCUACACGGAUGAUCUCUCGAAAUACAUAUACCUCAUAGGCCUACUGGACAGAAACGAGAAACUCUUCUACCGUUUGUUGUCAGAGGAUGUAGCCGGUAUGAUGCCGCUGGUGUACACGCCGACCGUGGGUCAGGCGUGCGAGAAGUUCGGCCUGGUGUAUCGCAGGCCGCGGGGCCUCUUCAUAAGCAUUCACGACAAGGGCCACGUCUACGACGUCCUGAAGAACUGGCCCGAGCUGGACGUGCGGGCGAUCGUCGUCACGGACGGCGAGCGGAUACUCGGCUUGGGCGACUUGGGCGCUCAGGGCAUGGGCAUUCCCAUUGGGAAGUUGUCGUUGUACACCGCGUUGGCCGGCAUCAAGCCGCAUCAAUGUUUACCCGUCACUUUGGACGUGGGUACUAAUAAUCAAAAAUUACUGGACGAUCCUCUGUACAUCGGUCACAGACACAGGCGUGUCACCGGCCAGGACUACGACGAGCUGUUGGACGAGUUCAUGCAGGCCGUGGUGAAGCGAUUCGGUCAGAACACGUUGAUUCAAUUCGAGGACUUCGGCAACGCUAACGCCUUCAGGCUACUCACCAAGUAUCGCAACGACUAUUGCACCUUCAACGACGACAUUCAAGGCACCGCGUCUGUCGCCGUUGCCGGCUUAUUAGCCUCGCUUUGCAUCACGAAGAGGAAGCUCUCGGAGAACACGAUCGUGUUCCAGGGCGCCGGAGAGGCGUCAUUAGGCAUCGCCUCGUUGUGCGUGGCUGCCAUGCAGAAAGAAGGAGUGAGCAAGGAGGAAGCUAAGAGCAAAAUCUGGAUGGUAGAUUCGAAAGGACUGAUUGUGAAGGAUCGUCCGCGCGGUGGGCUGACGGCGCACAAGUUGGAAUAUGCGCGCGAGGGCGAGCCGAAUGACACUCUGUUGGACGUUGUGAAGAUGGCCAAACCGUCGGUCAUCAUCGGUGCGGCUGCCAUCGCAGGCGCUUUCACGACGGAAAUAUUGCAGGAAAUGGCGCGAAACAACGAAAGACCGGUCAUUUUUGCUCUGAGCAACCCGACAAGCAAGGCAGAGUGCACUGCUGAAGAAGCAUACAUCGCUACAGAGGGAAGAUGCAUAUUCGCGAGCGGCUCGCCUUUCCCACCGGUGAAAUACAACGACAAGAUCUUCCAUCCCGGUCAGGGUAACAAUAGCUACAUCUUCCCUGGGAUCGCGCUGGCCGCGAUAUGCGCCGGCAUGCGUGUAAUUCCCGAGGAGACUUUCCUGAUCGCCGCGAGGGCUCUCUCCGAGUUGGUGUCGCAAGCCGACUUGGACAGCGGCAAUCUUUAUCCGCCGUUGUCCGACAUACAGAAGUGUUCGAUGCGCAUAGCCUGCGCGAUCAUGAAGUACGCUUAUGAGAAUUCGCUGGCGACCGUUUACCCAGAGCCCAAGGACUGCGAGAGCUUCAUCAAGGCGCAACUAUACGACACGAGCUACAAAUCAUCCGUGCCGCCCGUAUAUUCAUGGCCAAGCUUGUAAUGCCUCCGAAUAAUCCAACGAGGUUUGAUUUUGGGUCCACGAGCGAGAACACACGCAUUACACAUGCAAGCGCGCAUAUACACAAAAGUGUUCUCGGCAAUUGUCAUCAACGAAUUUCGCUUACGCUAAUCCCUAAGAGCCUGUUGAUCGGGCUUACUUUAUCCGAAGUACCGAAGCGUCCGUAAGAACGUGACUAUAUAGUUUAUAAAAAGAAAAAGGGCAAAAAAAAAUAAAAGGAAUUACUGAGGUCGCAAAACUGAAUUCGCUCAUAUUCGAUGCGAAGCAGCGUUGCUCGCGAGUGUGCGUCGUCGAUCGACGAGCGUAACGGUUUGCUGGCUGAACAAAUAAAUCUUGACGCUGAUUUGAAAGAAAUGUAUUUAUUGCUGCUCGUAAUAUCGCUUUUCGCAGACAUCCCCUUUUCGACGAGCAGCAUGUGUAACAUUCGUCAUAAUUCGUAGAUGUAGUGAAAACCAAGGUCAAACUUUUCUCUUACGCGGAUGAUGAUACGAUCAUGCAAAUCAAAGAUUUCUGUGACUAAAAAAGGUGGGGGUGGGGUGGAGGGGAUAGAUCUUUGCAUGUGCGAACACACGGCACACAUCCUCGAUUUAUGCAACUAAAAUCUUCGUAAAACGGAAAACUUGGCUCUACUAACGUACGGCAAAAUUUUACUGGGACUUAGGCCAGAAAUAGGAAACCGUCGACGGUGAAUUAGCGAGACGAGAAGUGAAAGUAAUGAUGAAAAAUGUCGCAGAUCCCGCGUACAGUUCGACAACGAGUCACAAAUCAAGAGAGUUGAUCACGACAGUUAGACACGUUCGAGUGCGGAGAGAAGAAAAAAAAAAGAAAAAGAAAAAAAAAAGAAAAAGACGCAGAAAGGAUCGCUGAGAGAACAUCCUCUAAGAUAAUGAUGUGUAUUCUUAUGUUUUAAAAUGUAUUGUAAUUCACAACGA